Molecule: messenger RNA, 9471 nt
Organism: Symbiodinium sp. CCMP2456
Lineage: Eukaryota; Dinophyceae; Suessiales; Symbiodiniaceae
Source: the annotation of a GenBank genome assembly
AUGGAGGCCAUCGAGGAGCGCAAGAAUAUGGGAGCUGCUUUCCGCACCCCUUCGAGAAAGCGGACUACAUACGCAGCGAUGACCCCAGCCACGAAAACCUCGAACAAGGAGGACGAGCAGGCCCCUAUUGUUGGGACCGGUGGCACCUCCGAGCUCCCCAAGUCGGACCCAUACUUGGCCUCGCCAUCCGUGAGUGGUGGCUUACCCUUGCCGUCCAGCGCCACAAGAUCCAGGUCAAGGAUGACACCGCGAAUGCCGAUCAAGUGCGUGGGCCGGACCCCCAAGCGCACCACAAAGAAGGGAAGCCUAGCGGACAAGCUCGAUGCUCGAAGAGCUGCGGCGGAUGCGGCUGGAAUCCACGAGAUCGAGGAAGAAUCGGACGAGGAACAGCUCCUGAACGACCUCGCGGCGACCAAGGCGCAGGUGGAGAUCCCGACCGAUGUGAUUUCUUCGAUCGACGGGCUCUUGACCCAGGUGAUAGCAAAGUACAUUGGCUAUCCCAAAUCUCACGGGACAAGCGUGGACCUGUGGUCUGAGAUUUCUUCGACCCGUGGGCCCCGGAACGAGGUGAUAGCGGUGCACAUCGGCUAUCCCAAUCAGGAGAUGACCGUGACGAUCAUGGAGGAACCCAAGGAGAUUUCUAUGACCUGUGGGCUCUGGACCAAGGAGAUUUCUUCGACCCGUGGGCACCGGAACGAGGUGAUAGCGGUGCACAUCGGCUAUCCCAAGCAGGAGAUGACCGUGACGAUCAUGGAGUAUCACAAACUGAUGGAGAUUUCUGUGACCUGUGGGCUCUGGACCAAGGUGAUAGCGAAGUACAGUGGCUAUCCCGACCAGAAAAGGACACACGUGGACCUCUGCCUCGCUACCGGACAGAAAAGCUGCCGAGAGAGCAGCUUCAGAAGGGAACCCCAGGAGAUUUCUUCGACCCGUGGACACCGGAACGAGGUGAUAGCGGUGCACAUCGACUACCCCAAGCAGGAGAUGACCGUGACGAUCAUGGAGUAUCACAAACUGAUGGUGGCGAAUGGGGAGACACUGCACGACAGUUUGAAAACUCGAGGGAGAGAGACCAGCUUCACAAGGGAACCCAAGGAGAUUUCUGUGACCUGUGGGCUCUGGACCAAGGUGAUAACGAAGUACAUUGGCUAUCCCGACCAGACAAGGACGCACGUGGACCUCUGCUUCGCUACCGUACAGCAAAGAGAUUUCGUUGAUCUGUGGGCUUCGGACCAAGGUGAUAGCAAAGUACAUUGGCUAGACCGAGCAAAUGGGGCCAACAGUCGACGAGAGAUAUAUUGCCACAGAGGCAACCUGAAUGGAGAGCAGCUCCAGGAGGGAACCCCAGGAGAUUUCUUCGACCUGUGGCUCAAUUUGAAGAAUAGCUCGUGGGUCGUACUAGGACGUUCAACCGAUGAGCUGGGGACAUGGUUCUUGGAAUGUGGCCGUGCUCUGUCCAUGGUGAUCACGCUGACUUUAGUAGGUGUUCUCACAGCCCAUCUAUGCUGGUGCCGGCCGCUAGCUAUGUCUUCCGACAGGACACGGGUCCGACCUACCUGGGCGAAGCUCCUUCUUGCCUUCUCAGUUCUGCAGGUGGGACAAGCUGGGGGUGAUGUCAAUGAACACCUGGGAACAUGGAGGCAGCCUUCUGAUGUUGAACUAUGGAGAGCUGGACAGUUGACGCGUAGAGAGCAGGCUGUAAGGGCGGAGGGAGAGUUCAUCCUCAGCCAGCCACUGGAGAGUGGUGGCCUAUUACCCACGACUAUGUAUGCAGGUGGACCGCCCACCCCUUUGCCACAGCCACCAGAAGCCCUGGACACUGAAGAGCCCCCUGUGGACCCCUUCGAGUUUGUCGAGGAUCUGGUACCUACGCACCACAUCUCCUUUUGGAUAUGUGCACCCUUCCAUGAGCCAGAAAGCCUGGAUGUUGCUGUCUCCUUCCCCCAAACAAUGAACCAGAUUCAGGACACGAUAUGGGAAUCUAUACGCGUCCUGGACACUCACUGGUUUGUGGAGCUGCUGCCGACAGUCCCUCAAAUCUCCGGGGCGUAUGGUAGCUUCAUCAUGUUACCGAGAUGGGCACUGCAGGGAGACAAGAAGGCGGUCGUCUUGGACGCGUCGGGGAUUGACAAGGGGACCUUUGCCUUUUAUAUCAGCUCCCCCAUCACCCGCUUCGCAGUGCUGAACCAGCUUGCCCUGGACACUACGAUGGAGUUAGAUGUCUUUGUGGGCGGAUCAUUUGCUCCUCUCCAAGAGGACGAGGGACAGAACCCCUCCAACGGAUGCCUCAUCAAGGUGCUCCGGCGGGGAGAGGUCGUCGACUGGCAGGGCAGGGUCGAAGACCGACUGCACGACCCUGCCCUAUGGAAUCCUGAAACAGACCACCCGGCACACGUGGGUAGCAGAUUCAUCGAAUUCCAAACCACCGACGAGACACACCUGCACCCGCUGCAGCGUCAGUGGCAGCAGGGGCCAAUGAAUGUCGCUGUGCAGACAUUCGGCCUCAACCCGGAGAACGUGUGGCUGAGAUCGCCAACAGAGCGGCCAAAGCGUCUCUACAAGGCUGGGCACCGUGUUUACUCCCUUGUGGCUGUCCUCAACGAAAGCCGCCAUCGGCAGGCCACGACAUCCAUAGUGUUUUUCGACUUGCGGCCAAUAGGACAUUGGGUGCAAUGGCUGGCGGUCGACGGAGAACGAGUUCACCCAGGAGAGUAUCUAGAGGGACUACAGCUGCCCUUCUACGAUGGUUUCACUUUGGUAGUCUAUGGUGGACAAAGGCAUGGAGACCAGGGCUACCUCACGAUCAAGGACGGCGACGUGCUCGAGGUCCACCUCCAGCCCGACGGGGAGGUGACGCCAAAUAGCCCUACCUACAGUAUGGUGGUGCCACUUAUUACGCCGCGGCAGCACGAUCUCCCACAGGACACUGAUCUGGAGACGUGGACCUCUGGACAGAGAACUGUGAGGGAGCAGAUGGCAGAGGCGUGGGACCAACACGUACUUAGCAACCCGCUUGAAAGGACCCCGGGUGAAGCAGACGUUCCGCGGUGGACGGUCCCGGUCGCUGAACCGGCCGGACCCGGUACGAUGCCGACAAUGGAAGAUCUUGGCCGCCAUGUGACCAUUUGGGUGGCAGCGCCGUAUUAUGAGGCAGAGGUGCUCGAUGUGGACCUCCCACUGCCUUUGCGGAUGUCUUCCUUCCGGGAUGCCAUGAGAGGAGCGCUUACGGUGAUACCUGACGCUCUGGAUGACUAUGUGGCCACCGUCCCCCAAAUCGAUGGACAUUAUGCUAGCUUUGUCGCGCAGCCUGUCUGGCUGGACGAUGCUGGAAAGUUCACGUUGAUCAUGGAUACAAGGAUGAUGGAGGGCACAGUGUUUGCCUUCUUCACCGACAUGCCACUAGACAGACAAACCAUUGUCAGCAAUCUCCCCGACUAUGGAGACGCCGCUUUCGACAUCUACUACUUUGGUGAACAUCAGCCGUUGGCAGACGGACUGACUAUCCAGCCCAUACCAGGCGGGGUGAUCAAGAUAGUCCCGGCUGGUGCCCUUUGUGAAUGGGCUGAUGAGCUGACCCCGCGACUUCAGCAACCGGAUCGCUGGCUCCCCCACCCUGACCCGCCCGAAGCCCACCCUGGACUCCACACUGUAUAUCAGUCGGCGAAUGACCAGGUGAUUGAGGAGAUUGAUGAUGACGACAUCCAUCCCCUUGAGGAGGCGGCUGCAGAGGCACUCUCCGUCGACUACGAGUGCCGCGUCUACCUGCCCAACGAAAGGAUGCCAAGCUUGGCACAUGGAGGGAGGAGUAUAUGGGAACAGGUCGCUGUCCUUCCGGCGAGUGAGGACCGCGGGCGUCAUACUACUGUGGUCUUCCUGGACCUCAGGCAGUUGGGGUUCUUCCCCCAAUGGGUUCAAGUGGAUGAGCCCUAUUUCACACCGAGUGAUUACAUCGACGGCCUCCAAAUACAAGGGGUGCAAGAUUGGACCAUUACAGUGAUUGGGGGGGUCCCUCGAGGACCCGAUCAACUUGAAGUCCGUCACCAAGAGGUCCUGACUUUCACUCUGAACCCGCCCGAGUCCUCGCCAGAAGAUGAUGACAUGAGCAGUGGCGACAACGAUGGGGACUCGAGCUCAUCAUCAAGCGCUACGGAUCCACUACCGCACUCCAGUGACUUCAGCAGUGGCCCACCUAACAGUCCGAGUGGUGGGCCGUAUGGACCGCCCCCACCCCAGCCUGUAGAUAGAAGCCGCUCGCCAAGACGUCGACUGGAUGGAGCGGAGACCACAAAGAUCCUUGCCCUGGCUGACCAUUGCCCGGUCCCAGUCUAUGAUAUGGACAAGGAAAGUCUACGACUACAACCAGAGCCAACAGCGUUGGCCGAGAUGCUCCGGCCCUGGCCCCCGAGCUGGAUGCAGUUUGAUGUUGGCAAGUUCCUAUGGAAGCCUGCGACAAUGAUGGCCCUUGCCAGUGUGGUACCAUGGACCGCCCUUAUUACGAGUGCUGGUGAAGGCGACCUGGGCCCUGAAGUACAUGUGUACACGGAUGGCUCUUUCAGCGAGACUGCGGGAGCCAGUGGUGCGGCUGCCUUGGUACUGCUACAGCGGGGCAAUUUGACAGCCGUGCUCGGGGGUUUCGGAACCCGAAUCCUCGGGGACCCAGAUACGCUCUGGAAAGCAGACCUACCGCCAGCGUUAAUGGCCGAGGAAGUGGCCAUUAUUCUGGCCUUGUUGUGGAUCGGACAGGCCACGUGGUUCCUACGAUUUGCAGCAGCCACCAUCCACUUCGACUGCCAGGCUGCCGGAAGAGGAGCUGACGGGACAUGGGCACCAUGUGACGGUGUCAUUGCCAAAGCCCACGAGCUUGAAAUGUUUGUGAAAGGGCUGCUUGGCAACAACCUCUACUUCGAGUUCGUCAAAGCCCAUGAAGGCCACCCGUGGAACGAAGCGGUUGAUGUGAUGGCCAAAGCUGCUUCCCAAGACAGCCCUGACUUACCAAGACCGCCUCACGAAAACUGCGGGGCCUACCUCCGCGGUACCCUCAGUUGGACCGCGGUGACCAAUUGGAGGCAGAACCCACGGGCGCUACCACUUGAUGUCUUUGGAGGUUUUCAAUGGGGCCCGGCCGAUCAAGCAGAAGGAUGUGAUGUUUGCCCAGAGGAGUCGGUACCUACUGUGGCAACGGUUUCCUCCAAGACUUCGGCGAGCCUGACUUUUCGAGCCCUGUCAGUCAACCUGCAAGGUUUGAAGGGCAAACAUGCCUACAUCGAGGAGCAGCUCUCUUGGCGCGGGGUACAAAUCGCCUGCAUCCAGGAGACCAAGGAUUAUGAUGGCAUGGUUCACACCAAGAAAUACCUGCGUCUGGCUGCCCCUUCGGAUGCCCAUUGGGGAACGGCCAUCUGGCUGAGCAAGGAAUAUGGGGCCUUCACAGUGGACGGUGCUGCAGUGAUCGUCACUGAGGCGGACGUCGAGAUCAAGUGCAGCACCCCCCGACUCCUCUUUGUCAUUGUCAAAAAGGCUGGGAUGAUGAUUGCCCUCUUCUCGGGCCACUCCCCCCACGGGGGACAAGCGGAGGAGCGACUACUUUUCUACAGCCAACUGAGCAGCCUACUGAUGCCCCUCCACCGAGCAGACGUUGUGGUUGGGGGCAUUGAUGCCAAUGCCAGACCGCCUUCGGACUUUGCGCAAGUCACUGGGGCGCGAACCUACGGUGACAGUGACCAGGCGGGUGAACAACUGGUCCAAGUCCUACACGAGCAUGGCAUGUGGCUCCCGGCGACGUUCCACGAGUACCACUGGGGAAGCGACGUGACCUACCAACACCCGUGUGGGCCGGAACAUCGGAUCGAUUUCCUUGCACUUGGUGGAUGUUCUGCCUGUAAUGAAGUUGCUAGCAGAGUGGCUACCGACUUUGACACGGCUAACAAGCUUGAGGACCACCGGGCUGUCGAAGUCGAGGUUGGCAUGACCACUGGGCCGCUUCACGAUGCAAGAAAACUCUACCGACCACAAUUUGACAGGACGGCUAUGAGGUCCGAUGCUGGGCGGGCAAUCAUAUGCACUGCGAUGCAGAAAUAUGUCCCACCGGACUGGGGUGUUGGAGUUGAUCGGCGCUGCCAACAUCUACAAGACUACCUUGUGAAGGUGAUGGAGGAACAUUUCCCAGUGAGUCGUGGAGGAAUGCGAGCCACCUAUAUCUCUCCGGAAGUGUGGGACUGGCGGAAUGCGAAGCUCCACCUCAAGUCAUGUGCCCGCCACCGCCGGAAGAUGUGGGAGGCUGCUUUGGCCGCCGCCGUCUCCUGGUGGGCAGGUGCGGACAUCAGAUGGACCCCCAGGGCGGUUGCAAAGCACGAUGUCCUCUACCAGCUUGUCGCGAGUGCCAUUACUUUCGCGACGGAGCGUAUCAAGAAAAAGAUCCGCCAGGACAAGCAAGCCUUCUUGCAAAGUUUGGUGUAUGAUGGCCUAUCGAGUGUGGGCCAAAUCCUACAGCGGCUUAAGAAGAGUGGAGUUGGCGGCAAGCGAAACCGAGUGCGUCGGCUCCCGCUCCCUAAGCUUGUCCAGGAAGAUGGCGUCGUUGCAAGCAGCCGACACCAGCAUGACGCAGUGUGGCUGCGACAUUUUGCCGCGCAGGAGUAUGGCGAGAUUCUGCCGGCCUCCACAUUCCUGGAACAGGCCUCCCGGUUGGAAAGCCUCCCCGCGGACUUUCAAUGGGUGCCGGAGGACCUACCGAGUCUGUUGGAGAUCGAGGGAUGUCUUCGCGCUGUGCCAUUUGGAAAGUCACCUGGUCUCGACAAUGUGCCGGGGGAACUGCUUAGGGCAGCCCCAGCACAGAUGGCGGCUGCCAUUCAGCCGUUAUUUGUCAAAGCACUGGUUCAGCUGAAGCAGCCGGUGCAAUGGAGGGGGGGCAUCCUAUAUGCUGCCUGGAAGGGUGCUGGCAGAGUGGACGAUCCAAACAGCCACCGCUCACUGUUUGUCAGCAGUACCGUUGGCAAAUCGUUCCAUAAACUGGUUCGAGGCCGAGGCCAAGCAGCGCUACAAACUGUACUACAUGGACUACACCUCGGCAGCCGAAAAGACGCCCCCAUCGGUUUUGCGUCGAUGUACCUCUUAAGCUUCCUCCGCGCCAACAUGCGGCGCAAGCGAUGCUAUGGGGCCCUCUUCGUCGACACCAAGGCGGCGUAUUACAGAGUUGUGCGGCAGGUUGCUGUAGGAGCUUUGGACAAAGACGAGGAUGUUGCCAGAUUGCUGUCCCACUUUGGACUCCAGCCCGAGGACAUGCACCACCUGCUCCGUAUGGUACAGGCGGGGGGACUCAUGAGGGAAGCGGGCAACCAGGAGAGUGUCACGGCUGCUUGCGCAGACUUCCACCGGGCCACCUGGUUUGUAUCGAGCUACUCGGCUGGCAGCAGCCUGGCGACGACACGAACAGGGUCGCGCCCAGGAGAGAGCUGGGCAGACGCCAUCUUCUCCUACGUGUACGCCAGAGCUGUUGGUACCCUGGUUGAAAGAGCGGAUGGUGAAAGUCUACUUUCGUAUGUCGAGCAUAACCGAUGCAAUGGGAUUUUCCCUGGGCCACCGGCGCAGCUUGCUUCGAUUGCGCGGGACGGUACAUGGGCAGACGAUUCAGUGCUGCCUGUCGAGGAUCCGUGCCCGCAACGGUUGGUCUUGAAGCCCAAGAGGCUGUGCCCAUUGACCAUCGCGACCCUUGAAGAGUUUGGGCUCCAGCCCAACCUUAAACCAGGCAAGACCUCAGCCGUCAUCCACCUGCAAGGAAAGGGAGCACAGGCAGCCAGGAAGAUGGCCUCCAAAGCAGGCAAGCCUGUGCUUUGGCUGGAGGACCUGCGAGUAGAGGUCCCUGUCGUUCCCCAUUAUGUUCAUUUGGGGGGGGCGAUCGACGCCAAGCUCACGAUGAAGCUGGAAAGCCGACGCCGCCUUGCCCUUAUGGGGUCGGCCUAUGACCAGGGAAAGAAGCUGUUGUUCCAGAACGCCACCAUCCCGCUGCAGGUGCGCGCAAAGCUAUUCGAAGUGGCUGUGCGCUCCACCCUGUUCAACCUGUCCCUCUGGAUUCCUGAAGGAGAGACUUGGAACAGCCUUGCUGGUGGUUAUGCCAGAUGUCUCCGGCGACUACUGGCCACUACGUUCAAGGGAGAUCAGUUGUUCAAGAUACCGCUGGUACUGGUACAUGUCCGUCUGUUUUCGGCAAUUGUUCUGAACGGGCCGGACAUAUUGUGGGCUGUGCUUCAACAAGAGCAAACAUGGUUUGACAGGAUCCAGCGGGACUUGCUGAUGCUCAAACAGUUUGAUGAUUCCUGGCCGCCAGUGAGCUUGGCAAGCUGGGGUACGUGGACCAACUACAUUGUCCAGCAGCCGAAGCGCUUCAAGGCGGCUGUGAAACGAAUGCUUCGAGCUCGGCACUCUGCCGACAUGGAAAAAGGCCGGGAUUUGGUUGCCUUGUGGACGAUGCGGAGAAUGUUGGGUUAUCCAGAGGCUGAUGUGCUGCCAGGCGGUGAGCUGUGGUCCUGCCGUGCCUGCAGACGGAGCUUCCGCAGUAAAGGUGGCCUCGGCGCGCACAUGUUUAAGGUCCAUGGCCGCAAAGCUGCUUUCCGUUCAUGUGCGACAGGGACGGUGUGUGCUGCUUGUGGCACGCAAUACUGGUCGGAGAUGCGACUGGCAACGCACCUUCGGGAUUCCCCCUGGUGCACAAAUGUGCUUCGCACCAGAGGUCAUGCUGCUGAGUCACUGCAGCCUGGCUUUGGUAGCACCCUCGCCCGGCAACGCGCGGCAGAGCAGUUCACGCCAGCACCCACUACAAGAGUCCAAGAGCCCCUCCCGGACGUGGACGACGUGAAGUGGAGCAACGAGGCCACUGAGGCCUAUAAGGAGGUCUGCUUUGAGCUAUUUGAGCGGGCAACGUGGACCUCUAUGCAAGCAGUGUUGGCCAUCAUUGUCGCGGUCUUUGACAAGCACCCCCUCUACUCCAGCGAGGAGAUUGAGUUGUGCGACUAUAUCAGGUCGGAAAUCCAGGAGCUAGCUGCUGGCCAUCGGGACCUCCUAUGGGACGAGACUUCCCGAGGUUUUGUCAUGGAGGCCUUGGAGCAAGCGGCGAUCCGGCCGAGCUAUGGUACUGUCAAGGAUACGCGUGAAGGACAAAUGUCCUGGAAGGAGUUCGAGGCCGAGGUCGACGAGUUUCAGUGGGACCAGGCCGUUUCAGAUAAACUUCUGAGUUGCGGGACCCAUGAGCCGGCGUCUGAAACCCUGUGCAUAGACUGGGAAGCAGGAAAGCCUAUGUAUAGUGACACCGGGGAUUUUCCUGCCGCGACACUCGACUCCUCUCGUUUUAUCCCAAUACAGCUCCGUACAGUUUGGCAGAAAGUUCUACAGGGAACGGUACAGACCAUUUCUGCCUCUGAGAGCUUUUGGGGUCACCCCUUAGCGGCGCCCUUCGCUGCGCUGCGGGGCAAAGCAUGUAAUUAG